Poecilia latipinna (sailfin molly) is the source of this 1482-nucleotide messenger RNA. RefSeq lists its product as uncharacterized. Gene Ontology annotation, biological process: phospholipase C-activating G protein-coupled receptor signaling pathway; positive regulation of Rho protein signal transduction. The transcript is spliced from 2 exons. The record is from RefSeq and is a predicted model, not a curated record. Gene Ontology annotation, cellular component: plasma membrane. Gene Ontology annotation, molecular function: lysophosphatidic acid receptor activity. Lineage: Eukaryota; Metazoa; Chordata; Actinopteri; Cyprinodontiformes; Poeciliidae. The coding region runs from base 458 to 1285 and encodes 275 amino acids.
CAAUUAAAAUGUACUGAAAAAUAACUUCAAACAUAAAUCAGGAUCUCUUGACAAACAAAUGCAAAUAGAUAAAUGUAUUUUAGAAACUGACCAGGCUGCCUCCAGCCUCUGUUUAUGACUAAUUUGAAUUAUGUUGGAGAAAUACAUUAACAAUGAACAGCCUCAUUAUGAAAAAUAUUUCAGUAAUUCACAAUUUAAGCAGCAGAAAAAUCAUUUUAUUGCACUUUAAUACGUAACUUGAAGCUCUGAUAAUAACAUAAGUUGAAAGGAUUUUCUUUUUUUAAUGCAAUCUGAAAUGAGGUUAAAGUUUGUCGUUUGUAUUCUGAUAAAUGUCUCUUUGCUUUGACAGCAGGAUUUGUAUUCAUGCAAAAACAUUUCUGUCUUUGUGUCGGUGCUGGUGAGAAGCAGCUACAUCUGCAGCUGCACGAGGCACAAGCUCACAGGCUUGAAAACCAAAAUGUCCAGCAACGCAUCAGGCGGAUACUUCAACAUGAUGUACAACUGUGACUCUUAUAAAAGUGCAGAGUUAUUCUCCGUUGCCUUCAUGGUCAUCCGGUUCCUGUGUGCUGUUCCGGUCUCCAUCGUCGUCCUCUGCUUGGGUUUCCGGCGGCGGCGGCGCGCCACUAAAACCAGCCACUCUGAUCUCUUCAUCUACAACUCUGCCGCCUUGCAGCUCGUUUUUGGAUUUGCAGCCAUUUUUUACCUCACUGGCCUCUACGCUCACAUCGCUAACGUUUCACUUUUGGGGGUUUAUGCAGCCAGCAUUGCUUUUCCUGGAGAAAUAGUUCUUCACAUCCUGACAUGCAUGGAUCGCUACCUGGCCGUUGUUCACCCCGUCACCUACAGGGGGCUGACUCAGUCCACUGGGAUCAGGAUCAGGAACAUCAGCAUCGUCUGUGCUUGGCUGAUCAGUUUCGGAUGGGUUGGGCUUGUAGCUCUCUUUCACCCUGAGAUGCCUUAUGCUGCAUAUUUCUGCUUGUUUGCUGUCUCAAUAACAAGCAUUUCUUUCUGCAGCGUCUCGGUUCUUUAUGUUCUGAUUGAUCCAGGUCCGGGUAAAAAAGAGAAGGCAGACAAAGCCAAGAGGAAAGCUUUCCAGACCAUCAUGGCCAUCCUUGGCGUCCUCCUCGUGUAUUUUGUGGCCAGCAUUGUUGUUGUUGCUGUGAAAAAAUUAAAUCUGCUCAUUAAUGAGAAUGCAUGUCUGAUUCUGACGUCUGCACAGUGGUUUGGUAUUCCAUGCAGCGUCGCUUUACCUCUGUUGUUUCUGCGCAAAGCAAAGAAGUUUUAGUCCCAACCUGCUAAUCAGUAACUAACUUAGCAAAGCAUUUGCUGAAUGACUUUAAAGUAAAAAAAAAUCUAAACUUUCACUUGUUUCCAGUUGAAAUGUUGGGGCAUGACCUAAACUAGUGCAUUCAUGCCAGUGAAGUUAUUUUUAAUAACCUUUUGUAAAACGUCCUCUGUCACAGUCAGUAAAUCAGAAAAUAU